GGGACGGAGCGGGGCGAGAGGCUGGUACCGCUGAGGAUCCACGAAUUAUUCACGCAGAACCCCGAGGAACGAACAGCAGAACACUCCGUGGAGAACACUCUCUCACUCCAUACCUGCGCACACCGCCACGCUCCGCCAACUGCCGUGGAUCAGUCAGGACGCACCGCGCUGCGUAAAGUUUCCACAUCAGUCACAUUAGUCACUGUGGGAGGAUCGCCGGGUUCCUGCGUGGAUUUCAGUGUCUUUGUCUGGAUGAAUGUUUCCCACGGAGCUGCUGGGAGGAUCUCUGUGAACGUGACACGCGCCGUGGAACCUAUGGAUCUGCUGUAACCACAUCUAACCCGCUUUUGAUUAUAUAUUCUACGUUUUUUUUUUUUUUGCGCAGUCGCGUCGUCUGGUUUUUCGCUCUUAACGCACCGCGCAGAUUUCAGGACGCAGCGCGGAUUCAGCCAUGAACUUUGGUGUCACUUUGGUUCGGCUCGUGUUGGCAGCGGUUCUGCACCUGUCGUCCGUAAAGACUGCCAGCCUGAACAAGGGAGUGGACAAGAGUAAAAAUGAAGUCAUCCCUUUCACAAAUGUCAUCACCAAGAGCAUGUGUCAGCCCAGAGAAGUUCUGGUGGACAUCAUGCAGGAGUAUCCAGAGGAUACAGAACACACCUACAUCCCCUCCUGUGUGGUCCUCAACCGCUGUGGAGGCUGCUGCAACGACGAAGCCAUGGAAUGUGUUCCAGCAGAAACGCGCAAUGUCACACUGCAGGUAAUGCGGUUUAGACCGAGGGUAACACAACAUACCAUUCAUUUAACUUUCACAGAGCAUCAAAAGUGUGAAUGCAGAGUAAAGCCAGGUGUUCAAGCAAAGAAGUCAUACCACUGUGCACCUUGCUCAGAGAGAAGAAAGCGCUUGUUUGUGCAGGACCCUGUCACCUGUCAAUGUUCCUGCAAAUUCACUCAGUUAGACUGCAGGUCCAGGCAGCUUGAGUUAAACGAAAGAACUUGCAGAUGCGACACACCGAGGAGAUGAGACCUGGAACACUGUUAUGAAGGAAUUCUUUUCUUGGAACAGCACUUUGAAAUCUGAGGAUGCAUUCCCUGCAAGGACACAACGACAACGCAAGACAGGACGUUCUGGAUGCACAUCUUGACAUGGCCUGUUUUCUGACUAAAGAUAUUAAUAUAUACGUACUUUUACUACAUUGACAAUGUUCUGCUGCUACAUAGAAAAACAUAUUUAAAGUGACACGAGUGCGCUGCUGGCGUAUGAAUGGAAAGUCUUUCAGUUCUGGUGGUGGAUACAGCUGUAGAAAGACAUGUUUUAUUAACACUUCACUGGAUGCUCCUCUGCUGUGGAUCUCAUGUUUUGUAUUGACGUCAUUGAGCAGUGCAGCAGAAUCUGAACUUGGAACUCUGACAGAAGCAAACGGGGACAGAGGGAGGACUUCCUCCUUGUACUUGAAGUGAACAGCAGGUCCAAGAAGUGUUUCCCUCAGCCAUGAUGUGAAGUUGUCUCCACUGUACAGACUGACUCCAGCUGGUACGAGAAUACACUUUAAAAAGUUCUCUUCCAGUGUCCACAGUUUCCUGAAGCAACUGUGGGUGAAGGUUCCAAGCUGUGGUCGUGGAUAAUGUGAAGAUGAAGGGUUACGUGACGAUAGCAAGAACCGGACUAAAGAUUAAUGAUGAAGUUUUGGAACGUUCAAAGAUCUUAGUCAAUGUUAAAAUUGGGUAAAGAUCAGGCCUGUUCUUAUUGAGGCUGGGCUCAGACUGCAGGAGUUUCCUCCUGCUGACAGUUGGACCAGAAAUCUGGUCUGAACCGAUGUUGGUCCAGAUUAUUACUCCGCCAAGAAGUAAUAAUCUUGGCAGAGUUAUGUGACGAUCGGCGUUGGUUUGUUUGUCUGUCUGUCUGUCUGUCCGUCUGUCUGUUACCAACACUACUCAAAAACAGACUAACGGAUUUGGAUGAAAUUUUCAGGGAAGGUCAGAAAUGACACAAGGACCAAGUGAUUAGACUUUGGCAGUGAUGUGGCUUAUAGUCUGGAUCCACGGAUUUGUUAAAUAUUUCCGUAUCAUUGCGAGAUAGCAGCACGGCAUCACUGUAACCAUGACAACAAGUGAACACUACGUCAGCUGCCUGCUGACGAUCACGAUUGUGAUCCUACUACAAAUCCACUGCUGCAGACUUAUCAGGACUUAUCCAUCAGAAAUGAUCCAAGGAACAACUGAUUAAAUUGUGGGGGUGUUUCUGAGUCCCAUCAUUUCCUGCUGCUCGCUACAUAUUUUGGUCAUGCUAUUCGGUAUCCGUACAUAACAUACACAUGCAUAACACACGCCUCUGCUCAGCGCAAGGUCAUUUUUUAUUAAAGAUUUCAUCUAUCGUAAAUGGUACGAUGACUGAGCAGCCUUACUGCACUCUGAGUGCUUUUCUAGUUUUCAAUGUGACAGAUUACAGAUUUAGUCUGAAACCUCCUGAACUUUUGCAGAUUCAUCACAGCGCCGCUAAUAUCAAACAUGUUGAAUAUUUGCCAGAUAAAAUCUGGAUGGUUACAAUUAUCGUACCCGGGGCAGAGGAUGUUCUCGCCCUUGAGGGUAACAUUAGCUACAGAUAAUCAACCCCGCAGAUAAAAUCUCACCUCCAGUUCUCUAAAGAACAGACAAACCAUGUUGAUCUAACCUCUCCAACCAUCUUCUCACGCAGACUCAUUUUUGCUUUUGUUCUUUUCUCACUGUAAAGUUUGACUACAGCAGCUUGUUGCUCCAUUUAGUUUCCAUCUGCUUCCUCCUGAGCUCUGCUCUCGGACUCCACAAUUUGGACAAAGUCCUGCAGUGUGAUGCUUUGUUUUUUGUUUUUUUUUUUUUUUUUUAAAUCUUGUUCAUUAGUUUGAGAUUAGAGAGCAGAAUAUCUGUGAAGUUUCCCCUUAUAAUGCAGCCUGAUUUUAAACUUUGUGAAGACUUUAAACCUCCUGCAGUGUGAGCCCAGCCUGAGGGAACCAACCACCACCUGUUUCUGAUCAGGCCUCCUUCAUGUAACCCUUCCCGGGAAAUGUCAUUUUUUUGUGCACGAGCUUAUUAUUUACUUUUUGACGCUUGUGUUCCUUUAACACAACAUGUUGAGAUCAGGUGUCUGAAGGGAUGUUACUGUAGGUAUAUACAGAGAAGAGAAGACAAUCACACAUCUGCACCUCGCUGUAGAAAUCCACUACAAGGUUCCUUUUGAAUCGGCUUUGUUUUAAAACACGACAAAACAGUUUAUCAUGAACGAUCUGUAUAUACUUACUAGCUAUCUCUUUGUCUAUGACGCUACAGCUAAUUUAUGGAAUAUGUUCAGUAUUUGCUAUUAUAUUUAUUUGCAGUGUUAAGGUUAUUCUGACUCCUCAGCUGUUUUCAAUUUGUCCACAGAUGGGAUGGAGAACUUUUGUUGUGGGAAAAAGGACUGACAAUGCUUUGACAUUCCAUUUUAACUAAAGCUGCGUUUCUCAGCAGCUGGAGGAGAUUAUGGCGGGCCUGUUGGCCGAUAAAAACCCUAGCCACCAACAUACACAUGAAUGAUGUGCCAACACAGGUGUUUUUCAUUUUCGACUGGGAGACAGACGUGAUUUGGCGUUUGUCUGCCUGAGGAUGCGUCCUGUUGAGAAGUGAGUCUUUAUGUCACUGGUCGGCUCAGCACUAACUUUGAAAAGGCUGUCUGAGACGGAGGCCUCUGGUCUGGGGAGCAGUAAAACAGCAUUGUUUUCUCUGAACAUAAUGUCCUCACUCCCAACCCUGACAGUGAUUCUUAGCGGGAAUCCAACAUGUCCUUUAAUGUUAAACUGUUACCAUAUGAGGAAGACCUGCCCUCUGAUGAGCCACUACAAGGAUACAUAAAGAAGAAAAAACAGACAUACGCUUUAUUGGUGAGGGACAAAGCAACAUAACGUUACACGAGGAACAGCUGAAAAUAGUGUACGUUGUAUACACUACCAUUCAAAUGUUUGGGGUCACUUUGAAAUGUCCUUAUUUUUGAAAGAAAAGCAUUUUUUUCCCCGAGGAUAACAUUAAAUGAAUCAGAGAUACAGUCUAGAUAUUGUUAAUGUGGUAAAUGACUAUUCUAUUUGGAAACAGCUGGUUUUUAAUGGAAUAUCUCCAUAGGGGUACAGAGGAACAUUUCCAGCAACCAUCACUCCUGUGUUCUAAUGCUACAUUGUGUUAGCUAAUGGUGUUGAAAGACUCAUUGAUGAUUAGAAAACCCUUGCGCCAUUAUGAUAGCACAUGGAUAAAAGUGGGAGUUUUCAUGGAAAACAUGAAACUACCUGGGUGACCCCAAACUUUUGAAUGGUAGUGUAGGUCAACUUUAACGAAUAUAGAGCAACUUUAAUAAUAUCAACUUUAGCUAAUAUAGAGGAACUUUUAUUCAUGUAUACUACCAUUCAAAAGUGUUGGUUCACAUAGAAAUGUCCUUAUUUUUUGAAAGAAAAGCAUUUUUUUCAAUGAAGAUAACAUUAAAUGAAUCAGAGAUACAGUCUAGACGUUAAUGUGGUAAAUGACUAUUCUAGCUGGAAACGACGGAUUUUUUAAUGAAAUAUCUACAUAGGGGUGCAGAGGAACACUUCCAGUGACCCCCAAACCUCUGAACAGUAGUGUACUUAGAAACACGGCCAGUGCGAGUUGGAUACUAAGUUAAUGAAUAAAUCUCCUUCUGCGCUGAAACACUCCUUCCUGCUGGCAGGACCAGCGACAACAACCUGUUAUUUCAGUUCUUAUCGCUACGAUAACUUUAACUCUUACUUGAAAUGUACGACAAAGGUGCAAAUUUCCAAGUUUCCCCUUUGCGAGGCUCUGUAGAGCAUCAGAAAGUCUCAGUGCACAAGUUACGUCUUAGUAAUUUAGACUUGGUUUUUGGUGUUUUUUCUACAGAGGACUGAUUUGUUUCUUUAUCAGGCCAGUAUGAUUUCCUACAAACUGUUAUUCUGAGCCACACUAAAGGUCGCCAUCAUCCAGCAGGUCUUAUCUUGAUCUAGAACUCGUCUGUUCUCAUGCAUCUUACCUGCAUUACCUGAAACCACUGCUGUUUGUCUGCAUCACUCAGACCGGAGGCCCGAGAGUGUUUUACUGAGACAGGCUGCUGGCUCAGCAUCCACAACUUUCCACUUCUCUGAUGAAGACAUUCAUUCUGUUUGUAUUUAAGAUAAGAUUGUCAUGACUUUGUACAACUUCGUACACACUUUUAGUAUAUUUUCACAUUAAUAUAUUUAUUGGUGCUGUAAAAUGUUUUACAUAUUAAUAGUUGUUUUUAGUGUAACUAUUAAAACAUAUUUAUUUUCAAAA
Amphiprion ocellaris (clown anemonefish) is the source of this 5298-nucleotide messenger RNA. RefSeq names its product vascular endothelial growth factor Aa (gene vegfaa). Gene Ontology annotation, cellular component: membrane. The coding region runs from base 452 to 1021 and encodes 189 amino acids. Gene Ontology annotation, molecular function: vascular endothelial growth factor receptor 1 binding; growth factor activity; heparin binding. Gene Ontology annotation, biological process: positive regulation of mast cell chemotaxis; positive regulation of endothelial cell proliferation; positive regulation of angiogenesis. The transcript has 7 exons. Lineage: Eukaryota; Metazoa; Chordata; Actinopteri; Pomacentridae. The record is from RefSeq and is a predicted model, not a curated record.